Ciona intestinalis (vase tunicate) is the source of this 1935-nucleotide messenger RNA. The record is from RefSeq and is a predicted model, not a curated record. NCBI's taxonomy places the organism in Eukaryota, Metazoa, Chordata, Ascidiacea, Phlebobranchia, Cionidae.
AGGUUUAUAUUGUUAAGCAAUUAUGUUGCCAGCACUUCCUAAUUUGGUAUUCCUGCGUUGUUCUGUGCAGCAGCAGAAUGACUGUGGUUUAAAGUCGGCUUACAAGUCACCUAUUCAUCAUUCCCGAUCGCCCAAAUUCGCACGAAGUAGGCUGCAGAACUCAAAAACAAAUUUGUUGUACAACCUUAUAAGGAUACAAAAACAAGCUAUUCAUUCACUGCCGAUAAAUCUUGUGGUUGCCUGCUUAGCAUAAAAAGAUCCGUCACUAUCAGCUGCAUAGCAUUUGUGUGACCGGCAUACGAGGUAACAGUGAGUACGGGAAGACUCAGAAUUUUGUAUUCCGUUAACACAACGAAGAGAUGGAAAUAAGUAACAUAACGACAGUCGUUAAAACAGUAUUUCUUUCAGCAAUGAGUUUUCUUAAAGUUGUAGUUUUUGUUCUUCUGGUCGCUGGGUCUAAAAGCCAAGGUACUCAACAUGUGGUGUUGUCUUGCGGGAGUGGUAGUACAGAACAAAAAGGAGAGCCUGGGCCUCCUGGUAAACGAGGACCCGUGGGUGGAAAUGGUUUACUUGGGCCUGUGGGCCCGAAAGGCGAGCAGGGGCAUUGUGACCCGACCUGCAGGUCAGAGUACAAUGUUUUAAGUGAGAAGGUGCAACGGUUGGAAAGAUUAAUGGAAGUUUAUUCAUUGCCGACAAGUUGCAAGCAAGCUUUGCUAAUGGGACGAAACGAAAGCGGGAUUUACGAGAUAUAUAACCGAGGGAACAGACAAUCUUUGGAAGUUUACUGCGAUCAAACCACAGACGGUGGCGGCUGGCUGGUUUUCCAACGAAGAACAGACGGAUCUGAAAACUUCUACCGAACUUGGGCAGAAUAUCGACAGAAAUUUGGGAAUCUGAGCAACGAAUUUUGGCUGGGUAUGGAAAAUCUUCAUUCUUUAACGUCGUCUGGACUUUACGAACUGAGGGUUGACUUAAAAGAUUGUGCAGACGUUUGGAAAUACGCCAAGUUUAGCUCGUUUUCGAUCGCUCCAGAAGAACUACUUUAUAGAUUGACAGUGUCCGGGUAUUCCGGGACCGCUGGAGAUUCCUUGAGCUAUCAUAACAAUCGCCCGUUUACCACGAAGGACCAAGACAAUGAUUCCUCCGGAACAAAUUGUGCGGUGUUAGAACAUGGUGCUUGGUGGUACGGGGAUUGCUUUUACUCCAAUUUAAACGGGGCAUAUUUGAAUUGCCAAACCAGCACCGAUCAAGCUGCGAGUUGGGACGGUUUCCAUGGAACAAAAUAUUCUCUGGAGUACAUAGAGAUGAAAUUCAGACCCGUGUAGAACAUAAAUUAAAACUCUUCUGUUUUUGUACAAACUUCCUAUACGCAUUCUUUUACAGUGAAAUAUAGCAGGGUGCUGUGAAAGGAUGCUUUUAUAUAUUUUUUUAAUCUCUUCUCUAGUCUCGUUGUGUAUAGUAACAAAAAAUAACUACAAAAUUGUAUAUAACUGUAUAUCCGCGACUCUAAAAGAACGUUGUUAAUUGUUUUAAACACGACCAGGAAAUAUGUAAUUUAGGUGCCAACGCUUUCUCAUCUUACCCCAAAGUAAUAUAUCUUUGUUUGAUUUUACUGCUAAUGUCUUUGGCUAAACGCUUUCUGACAGAUACGACUUUAUUAACUUAACUUUUCAGUAUAUGCUUAAAUGAUGUGUAAUUAACACAUUUUAGCAGAUUAUUAAAAACAAAGUGUUUGGCUUAAAGCUUUGAACAUUAAUACAAAUACAUCCAGUUAUUCCUUUUGGUGCACCUAACCAUAUUGCAUAAAAUGAAUGUCUUUAUACUAACCCAUGUAAGUCAUAACCGUUGUAUAUUCACAAUCUAUCUGCCACGGUAAUUAUUACAUCUCGUGGCCAAGUAUUUGCUACCAAGCUAAUAAAUAAGCGCCGUACUCAA